This is a messenger RNA of Adineta ricciae, 1569 nucleotides long. The record is from the annotation of a GenBank genome assembly. Lineage: Eukaryota; Metazoa; Rotifera; Eurotatoria; Adinetida; Adinetidae.
AUGAGUAUCGAAGAACAAGCUCCGAUGACUGAGCAACUGUCGAAGACAACAUCGAAUCUGGAUCAAGAAUCAUUACUGGCACUUGUUUCCGUACGCCCUCCUACUCCAGAUAAAUGUGCAGUAUGCUUAAACAACAAACAAAAUGACAUUAUCGCUCGCAUAGAUUCAUGUUCACAUACGUUUUGUUUUCCUUGUGUAUUGGAAUGGUCUAAAGUACGCGCAAUAUGUCCUUUAUGCAAACAACCGUUCACCGUGAUCACACGGGAACGUUAUUCCGGUGAACUUAUCGAAGAAAUCCGUGUACAAACAACGCAACGCUCGUCAGCACCACCGAUUCGCUCAUUCAGUAAUCUGAAUGAUGUUCUCAAUUGGAUCGAUCACAAUCACACACGUUCGAAUGAUUUGGAUACACACAAUCGGAAUGAUAUUUUUCGACAAAUGGUUUAUAUCGAAUGGUUAAAUACGGUGCAAUCAGUUGUUCGUCGACCAAAUGUCAAUGCUCAAAACUCAAAUUUAGCAUCAAUAAAUCGUACAACGAAUGCAUUAACAACGGCAUCAUGGUCGAAUCUAAUCCCAUUAGACUCAAUUCGUCAUCUGCUUAACCGUUACUUACGUCAAACAACAUCGGAGCUACGCGAAUCAACGAUUUAUUCACAAUCAACGCGUCAAACAGUUGCAUUUCGUAAAUAUAUUUAUUUGAAUCGAUUAUAUGUGAACAGUCCGUUGGUGGGACACAAUCGUGCUACUCUCACUGUACGGGAAUGUUCGCCAACAUGGUACGCAUCCAAUCCUGCGUGUCUCCAUCGACUUGUUCCAUUCUUAGCAAGAGAACUAUUCGCUUUAUUAUGGAAUGACGAAGCCACUAUUGAAGUUAUCAUUCAAGAGAUUCUAACAGCCAUUCAAACCCAUGAAAUACGCUCAAGUUUUCUCACGCGAAAACUAAAUACAUAUCUUCGACGUUAUACCAAACAUUUUAUACAUGAGUUUUACACAUUUGCUCGCUGUCCUUAUGACUUAGCUGGGUUUGAUCGUCAUGCUCAAUAUCCAGCAAUGAAUACAGCGCCGGUUGCCAGACCGCCAAUACAAAUUUCAUUGGAUGACGAUCAUGAUGAUGGAAAUGAACAAACACCAAUUGUACUCGAUGAAAAUUCCGACAUGUCAAUUGAUUUGUCUGAUAGUACAUCACAUUCAUCUGAAUCAUCGUUAUCAACGAUGACGAUAGAAUCCGAACGGCAAUCGACAUCAUCAGAAUGUGAAAUAGUGGAAUAUGUGGAGCCAACACGUGAACGAACUCCGACUUUAAUUGUUUUGUCUGAAGAUGAAGAUCAUGUAGAUAAUCCUGAUACUGUACAGAGUCACGCAGCAGCAUCUACAAAACGAAAACAUCGCCAUCAUCGCCAUUCUCACAAAAGAUCUCGACAGCAACAAUUAACAACUUCAGUCGCCGAUCCAACUUCUCCAAUUAGUGUCAUUUUGGAUGAUGACGAUGAUAAUGACGAAGAUUCACAACAAGAUAUUUCUAACCAAGAACAAUUACAACAACAGCAACAAGAGGACAAUGAUUGCUAA